Molecule: messenger RNA, 885 nt
Organism: Leishmania major strain Friedlin
Lineage: Eukaryota; Euglenozoa; Kinetoplastea; Trypanosomatida; Trypanosomatidae
Exons: 1
Coding region: 1-885 (294 amino acids)
Source: RefSeq, a predicted model, not a curated record
AUGCGCUCCUCCCUUUUUCUGCGGUGCUCCAACCUGCACACCAUUGGCUUGGAUGGCGGUCGCAGCUGCACAACAGCAGCGGCGAGCAAAGCCACCUUCGCGGAGCAGGCACACUCCUCCCUCCCUGAAACAGGCGGCGAUGCCGCCAAGUUCCGGCAGCUGAAGGGCGCCUGCGAUGCCCUGCCCAGCCGCUCUAACACAACAGCGUCAGGUACCGGCGUGGCCGUCCAAUGCAACAACACAGACACAGGCGUUUCCAAUAUUGCUGCGUCGAGCUCGAAGCGCGCGCACAUCCACGAAGAGCGCUACAACAGCGGCGGGCGUUGCAGAAGCGCGUACACCGGCACGUGGGACUACGGUUCCGGCGAGCGCUACGCCAACGAAUCUACGCGGAACUUUUAUCGCUGCUACAGCGCCAACUACUACGACCCGAGAUCGACCGGCUUCACGCGAGAGGAGGUGGCGCAUGCGGAGCGGGCCAUGCGGCUGCACAGGCUGAAGUGCAUCUUGUGGAACUGCCUCGUGUACGGGAGCGCACUCUAUCUGCUGCUCGAGUUUUGGCGCGGUAGGGGCGCAACGGGGAUACAAGACAGCGAUGAGCUGUCCCGUGGGCAGCUGGAGAAGGCACGGCGACAUGAUCAGCUCCGUCCGAUGCGGCUGCAGAUACCGCCGAACUUUGGGGAAGUGCAAACGGCUCGAUACCUGACGGAGUGGAAUGAGCGUUCACGAGAUCGAGAGCUUGCCGUGGUGGAGGGAUGCGCUGCGCCUUCCCGUGAUAGUGUGCCGUCUAUCAGGCAACUGAGGCCCCUUAGCGUGUCUGCUACCCGCCCUGCCGCGGGUCUUGACAGGGGAGAUGAGGACGACGAUGACGACGAUAAAAGCUGA